Molecule: messenger RNA, 726 nt
Organism: Bipolaris victoriae FI3
Lineage: Eukaryota; Fungi; Ascomycota; Dothideomycetes; Pleosporales; Pleosporaceae
Exons: 2
Source: RefSeq, a predicted model, not a curated record
AUCAAGAACGUCAUAGCCAGCUCUACCACAAAGUCUACAAUGCUACCCAGUGCCGACAGCAUUACUGAGCGCUCGCGAAAGUUUUACGAUGGAACAUACACGUGGGAUUUUGACGGCUUCACCGACGACAUGGGAGUAUAUCGUACUUUUGACUGCUACGACCCGGAUGCUCGAGCUCCAACACCGCUGCCUCCUAUGUUUUUGAGCGAUGAUGAAGAAGAUGAGGUGCUGCAAUGUGGCGCUGGUGCCGACAUGGAGACUCUUGCGUUGGCACCAGACGCUGGAAACAAAGGAAGCACAGCAACGGCGCGAUGCGAUGAGUCGUCUCGUGGUCAUGCCGAUAAGAAGCAUCUCGUUGGAAAGACGGAAUACGCCUUGCAAGACACCAUCACACCGCCUACUAGUCCCACGGUUAAGAAACUAGACACAGCUAUAGUUGGAAACAAGCACACCAAUCCCAUAACGCCUCCAAAAGACGUCAAAUCAAAGGUUCAGAAUCCUUCGCCCUCGUCCUCGGGUCUUUCAGACUGUCCGUCAGAUCUCUCUGAGUGGGAUGUAUGCCUUCCGGUAAGUACUCAUGCAGAUAGCGUGACUUGUUGUGGCACUGCUGAGAAGGUUUUAGAAUCUAAGUCAAAAGAAGACUACAAAGACGAGCAAACCGCAAGAGCCUGCUCCGAAACCGACAAAAUCAAAAGUUUCGACUCGGGGAGUUGCACAGAAGGUUAA